Molecule: messenger RNA, 2208 nt
Organism: Rotaria socialis
Lineage: Eukaryota; Metazoa; Rotifera; Eurotatoria; Philodinida; Philodinidae
Source: the annotation of a GenBank genome assembly
AUGCCAUUCGGUAUUUCAAAUGCACCAGCAAUUUUUCAAAGAAUUAUUGAUCAAGUAAUUGGUGGUAUUCCAAAUUCAAUUGCUUAUCUUGAUGAUAUACUAAUAACUGGUGCAAAUGAAGAAGAACAUUUGCAAACACUUGAUAUGGUUCUAUCAAAACUUUUAGAAUUUGGAUUUAGGUGUAAUCCAGAAAAAUGCUUAUUCUUUCAAGAUGAAGUUUCAUAUCUUGGAUUUAUUAUUGAUCGACAUGGAAAACGUCCGGAUCCAGGACGUGUCGAAGCUAUAAUUAAAAUGCCUGCACCAAAGAAUGUUAAAGAACUUGAAGCCUUCAUAGGUAAAGUUAAUUAUUAUGGCCAAUUCAUUUCAAAUUUUUCAGAUAAAUGUAAAUCAUUGAAUCAUUUACGUAAACAAAAUACUCGUUGGGAAUGGAGCCAAGAAUAUCAGAAAUCAUUUGAACGUCUUUUACAAGACAUAUCCAAUACUACUACCCUCGUACAUUUCGAUGCUCAUUUACCACUUAUAUUAGAAACUGAUGCUUCACAUUAUGGUAUUGGAGCAGUACUUUUACAUCGUUAUCCUGAUGGUUCAGAACGACCAAUAUCACACGCUUCUAAAACCUUAACUACAGCCGAACGAAAUUAUAGUCAAAUCGAAAAAGAAGCAUUUUCAAUUAUUUUUGGUAUUAAAAAAUUUCAUCAAUAUUUAGCUGGUCGAUCAUUUGAACUUAAUACUGAUCAUAAACCUUUAUUGGCUAUUUUCAAUCCAUCUAAAGGUAUUCCAGUUACAGCAGCUAAUAAGAUACAACGAUGGGCAUUAUAUCUCAUGGGAUAUAAUUAUAAUAUUCGUUUUAAACCAACAAGAUCACAUGCCAAUGCAGAUGCAUUAUCCAGAUUACCAAUACCUGAUGAUAAUUCAUUUAUUGACAAUGAUUCUCUUCAAGUUAAUUUAAUUCAAACACAACUUAUUGAUCAAUGGCCAUUGAAACCGAAUGAAAUAGCAUUAGCAACUGCCAAGAAUGAUAUACUUAAUCGGGUAAAAAACUUUGUCCUCACUAGAUGGCCUUUAUCAUUUUCUAGAUCCCAAAAUCGUGAAUUAAUUCCAUAUUUCAAUAAUCGUGAUUCAUUAUCAGUAGUUAAUGAUUGCAUUUUAAAAGAUACUCGAGUGAUUAUUCCACAACAAUUACAUCAUCGAGUAGUUCAUAUGUUACAUCGUGGUCAUCUUGGUAUAAUCAAAAUGAAACACUUGGCCAGAACACAUUGUUGGUGGCCUAAUAUGGAUAAAGAUAUAAUUGAUAUGAUAAAAUCUUGUCAUAUAUGUGAUAAAUUACAACCAUUACCAAAACCACAAUUUAAAUCAUGGGAUGAACCACGUCAAGUAUGGUCUCGUUUACAUAUGGAUUUUGCUGGGCCAUUCUGGAAUUCAAAAUGGUUGCUAAUAGUCGAUGCCAAAUCAAAAUUUCCAAUAGUUAUUGAUAUGGGAAAUGAUACAACAUCAAAACAUCUUUGUGAUGUUCUUGAGCAUGUUAUUGAUUGGUUUGGUCCUCCUGAAAAAUUAGCUAUAGACAAUGGCCCUCCAUUCAACAGUUAUGAAAUGAAAAACUUUUAUGAUAUAUAUGCAAUUACACAUAUUACAACAGCUCCUUAUCAUCCCGCUAGUAAUGGAUUAGCAGAACGGUUUGUCCGUUCUUUUAAAGAAGGAAUGUUAAAACAACAGCAAACAGAUCAAACGAAUAAAGUUAUUGCAUUAAGAAAUGUAUUAAGAAGCUAUCGAUGGCCUCUACACACUUCAACUGGUGUUCCUCCUGCACACAUGAUGUUUAAUUCUCCAAUUAGAACUCAAUUAGAGAGGAUGAAACCUGCUGAACCAGUUAAACAACAACAGCAACCAAAGUAUGCUGUCGGAAAAUUAGUUUGGACAUUACAACAUCAACUAAAUCAUCGAUCGCAAUGGCAACAAGCUAUAAUCACUAGGAAUAUUAGUUCGAUGGUAUAUGAAAUUCAAUUAUCUGAUGGUCAACAUCAAAAACGUCAUCAAAAUCAGAUUCAUCUUCGUCAUUCUUCAAAUAAUUCAUCCAAUGAAGUUGAUAGUCUACCCGAUGAAUUAUCACAUGCUAAAACAAAAUCGAAUCCUCUUGAAAUUUCGCCACCAUCGUCGCCACGUUUUCCUCAUCGACAUCGUCGUCCACCUGAUCGUUAUGCUCCUUCGUAA